This is a messenger RNA of Xiphophorus couchianus (Monterrey platyfish), 1965 nucleotides long. Its product is annotated as V-set and Ig domain-containing protein. The record is from RefSeq and is a predicted model, not a curated record. The transcript is spliced from 3 exons. Gene Ontology annotation, cellular component: plasma membrane. Gene Ontology annotation, biological process: regulation of actin cytoskeleton organization; regulation of bone resorption; regulation of osteoclast development. Lineage: Eukaryota; Metazoa; Chordata; Actinopteri; Cyprinodontiformes; Poeciliidae. The coding region runs from base 308 to 1186 and encodes 292 amino acids.
CUAACAGUGUACAACACACUGUAAAACAUUACAACACACUGUAAAACAUAACACGCUGUUAAACGGCGCCCCCUAGCGGCUGCCUGUGGCGUUUUAUUGUUCUACUUUUAGAGAACUGAAAAUAAAUCUGUUGGAAGUUUGGAUCAGAACCGGCUGAGUUUUUCCAACCAGCUGAUGAUUAACGCAGCAGGAAUAGCUGAAGUGUCCAGAAAGGGACGGAAACACGCGGACCCGUCUGGGAGGUUCUGAGUCACCGGACCGGACCGAACCAGUCGGCUUCUGGGUUCGCCGCUGCUCUGCUCUCCUCAUGGACGCUCCGUGGGUCGGACGCUUUCUGGUUCUGCUGCUGGCGGCCGCCGCAGGUUUCUCCGCUGCAGCUGGCGGCUCCGGGGACGACGGCUGGUCCAUGGAGGUCCAGGCGGAGGUCCGGGGGAUGGACGGCUACCCGGUGGUGCUGCCCUGCACCUUCAGCCACCCGCAGCAUUCCCAGCAUUCCUUGCUGCAGGUGAUGUGGCGGCUGGGCCACGGGUCGGCCGCCGCCGUCCUGUACCGCUGCACCAGCCGGCCCGGCGCCGCGGCCUGCGAACCCGACCCGCAGCAGGACCAGCGGUACCGCCUGGAAGGCAACCCGAGGGAGCACGACCUGUCGUUGCGCAUCAACGGCGCCACCCUGCAGGACAACGGCCGGUACUACUGCAGAGUGGAGGUUCAGGGGCGAGAACACGUCAGCUUUGAGAAUAAAAUGGGGACCAGGCUGCGAGUGGAAGCUCCUCCAAAGAUCCUGGCCGUGUCGGUGGAGGGCGGCGGUCCGGCCGGGUUUACCGCCGUGUGCCAGGUCCAGGGCUCGCCGCUGCCGGACAUCCAGUGGCUCGGCCCGGACGACCCGCUAGAGGGCUCCUCGCCGGCGCCGGUUCUGGGCUCAACGGGCCGGUACCGAACCGUCAGCCAGCUGAGGGACGUCCAGCCAGGUCAGCGCUACAUCUGCAGCGCCUCCAACCCGCUGGGCCGGGAGCAGGCCGCCCUAUUCGUCCUGCGGCCCCGCCCGUCGCCGCCGGCAGCCGGGUCGCCGCCGCUGCUGCUGCUGCUGGCGGCGACUCUGGGCACCAAGCUGGUUCUGCUGGUGGGCGUCGGGGCGUGGAUGGUGCAGGGAGGGGCUCUGCGGGGCGUCGGCUGCUGGAGGAAGUGACCUCACACUUCCCGAUCAGACCACUUGUUGUUCUCAUUACUGAUCUGAUCUGAUUUAAAGGGCCGGCAGCAUCUAAAUUCUUUAUUCACCAUUCCAUCAUGGUUUUCCCUGCAGGCUCACUUUGAUUCUUUCAUAAAUCCUUUCAUCUCCAUGGCAACCUCUCAGCUGCUGGACCUAGCCCCGCCUCCGAGGAGCAGCUCCUUCAGACUAGCCAGCAGCAAUUAGCAAACAGCUGCUGAGCUCAUGAUAGCAGCUACUGCUGGUGAAAACGUUGUUAAACAGAGGAGCCAUGUUGACUUCCUGGAGGCGGAGCUUCAGAAAGAGCUGAAGCUGUGGGCGUCUGUCUCUUUUAAAGAGACAGACGCCCAAAUUCAAGGUGAUAAAUCAGGAAUCUGAUACAUGCAGUAUUUUUAUAGUUAGUAGAUUAUGUAUAAAAUGGACCUGUGUGUCAGGAAAAAACGUUUCCACUCAUGACCCCAAACAGAUUUGACCUUUGACCCCGUUUGCUAACCCCAGACAUUGCUACAAAAUAUAUAAAGAAACAUGAACUUUUGGAAUGUUAUUGUAUUAUUCAGUAAUUUUUACGUUAUUACAUUCAGUUAGCAUUAAUGCUAAUCUCAAAGCUUCUGGUUUUAAAUAGCCAGGAGUUCAGAAAAUGAUAUCAGAUGAGUUAUUAUGACUUUAUUACCAGAUGAUACAUUAUUUCACUCCAAUCCUCUCCUUUGAUUAUAAGAAAAUAUGUAAUAUUUAAUAUUAAAUGUUAUUUUAUUCCCACAGUU